UGCACAUGCCCUCACUUUUCCCCCUCAACCAUCUGUUUCAGUUUGUCCUCAUUUAGGCGGCUGAGCAGAGAGGCUCAUGAACCAACUUGUUAGGCUAUGGCUAUGGCUAUGGAAUCUGAUGUUAGCCAUGUGUUAAAAAGGCUGCAGAUGGGUCUGCAAGAUACUGGCACAGGCCGCUUCAGGUAUCAAUACGAGAAGCUGACCAGCAUCGAUGAGAAAACAACGAGGCCUAGGGGGCGCUGGGUGAGGAGUGUGAACGGAAAGCUCAAGGCUCUCCGGUUGUCUCGUUCAAGGAAACUUACUCUGAGGGCGUUUUCACUGAUCACAAUGCCCAGCAAGAUCGCCAGGAUCUACAGAGAUAUCACCAACCGGAUGAACUUGGAUGGUAUCUGCCCGGCCAUCACUUUUUCCUCUCAGUGGGGGCUCCCAGUUCUAUCUCACUCCUCUGUGAAAUGUAGAAGUGUCGUGUCUCUUAAUAGACGCUGGGCUGGCACUUGAAUCACAGGCAUUUUGUCUGCAGUAGUAAUAUAUGAAAAUUUGCUAUUAUGUUGAGUUUGCA
Molecule: messenger RNA, 559 nt
Organism: Eucalyptus grandis
Lineage: Eukaryota; Viridiplantae; Streptophyta; Magnoliopsida; Myrtales; Myrtaceae
Exons: 2
Coding region: 97-498 (133 amino acids)
Source: RefSeq, a predicted model, not a curated record